This is a messenger RNA of Dreissena polymorpha, 587 nucleotides long. Its product is annotated as waprin-Thr1-like. Gene Ontology annotation, cellular component: extracellular region. NCBI's taxonomy places the organism in Eukaryota, Metazoa, Mollusca, Bivalvia, Myida, Dreissenidae. The transcript has 3 exons. The record is from RefSeq and is a predicted model, not a curated record. Gene Ontology annotation, molecular function: peptidase inhibitor activity. The coding region runs from base 82 to 369 and encodes 95 amino acids.
CCUCGCGCAACGAUGGGCCAUGAACAGUGUCGUUAUUAUAAUAAACAGCGUUAGAUUUCGGUGUCGAUUGUUUCAGCAGAAAUGAAUUUGUUGUGCUUUGCUUUGAUCCUGGUUUCCGUUGGAGCCCAAAUAUAUCGAAGAGACAAGCCCGGUUUCUGCCCACCAAAUGAUGGCUCCGGACAUUGCGCUGAGCUUUGCACUUCUGACUACAGUUGCCCUGGUAACCAAAAGUGCUGCAGCAACGGCUGUGGUGGUAAUAGCUGUGACGAGCCUACCGCAGUCGACUGUUCAGCGGAGUAUUGUUCAAGACCAACCUGUAGCAACCCCGUCCGACCAUCCGGCCAGUGCUGCGCAGUCUGUCUAUACUAGACCAGACAGUUCGGACAGGGGGAUCGACGCUAGGGGUCGCUUUCAUGGUGCGGAGCGGUAUAGCUGUGACGUCAUCGUUUUUUAAAAAUAAUUCCGAUUUAGGAUCUUCGAUUCUUAAAUUCUAAGCAUUUGUUUGCAAAGAAAUUGCGCAUGUAACAAUGCGACUAGAUGCGUUGUCAUUAAUUUAGCUUUUAAUAAAGUGUCUUAAAGAAAACCAA